AUGUCAAAUCCUCUCGAUACCGAUGCAGGCUCGGAGCUCUUCAGCAGUUAUGAAGCAGAGCUCAAACUCGUUCAAGCCGAUUUAAAUCAAAAGUUGGACCAGAUCCCCGAUCUUACUGGAGAACCUCGUAAAGCUGCCAUAAGUCAAGCUGAGAGAGCAUUAGAAGAGGCGAAUGAAUUACUUGAUCAAAUGCGACUCGAAAAACAAAACAUCCCUUCAGCAACUCGUACCAAAGUUAACCAACGAUUUCGAAAUCAUGAAUCAGAUGUGGAUGUAUCAAAGAGGAAAUUGAAGACUUUGCAAAAUGAUCGAUCAGCUCUAUUUGGUUCACGCUAUUCCGACAAUCCAAACGAUGUUCAACUCGAACAAAGACAACAACUUCUGUCAGGGACAGACAGAUUAGACCGAAGCUCGCAGAGACUAAAGGCCAGUCAAGCAUUAGCAAAUGAGACGGAGGCUAUUGGUGCUAGCACGCUCGCAGAUUUACACAGACAGAGGGAGACAAUUCAGCAUACACAUGAUACAUUGAUACAAAGUGAGGGGUUUGUUGAUAGAAGUGUAAAGACGUUGAGGGGGAUGUCUCGUAGGAUGGCUACCAACCGGAUAAUCACCGUGGCCAUCAUAACAGUCUUAGUUCUUCUUAUUAUUGCUGUUAUUGUUAGCAAGUUCAGAUAG
Molecule: messenger RNA, 675 nt
Organism: Botrytis porri
Lineage: Eukaryota; Fungi; Ascomycota; Leotiomycetes; Helotiales; Sclerotiniaceae
Exons: 3
Coding region: 1-675 (224 amino acids)
Biological process (GO): retrograde transport, endosome to Golgi; intra-Golgi vesicle-mediated transport; vesicle fusion with Golgi apparatus
Cellular component (GO): late endosome membrane; SNARE complex; Golgi apparatus
Molecular function (GO): SNARE binding; SNAP receptor activity
Source: RefSeq, a predicted model, not a curated record